UACUGAUUGUUGAUUUGUUCUUGCUGACUGCUGUUGCUUUGAUAAUUUGUAUUCUGCGCGAUGCUAUAGCCACCUUUUAUAUUUUAUAGUGGUGUUGUGUUAGUGCAAGAAAUGCAUUCACUGUGCCCUGUUGUGUGUUAAGUCAAUAAUAAAAUGCUGCAGUGAAUUCAGCAUAGUAAACAAAUACUCUCUCUACGGAAAACUAAAAUUUCAAGUGUUGACAUAAAUUUUCUUCAUCGAAAAUGGAUAAUACAGGAUCGAUUAAUAACGACGAUUGCAUUGAGACCGUAGAAAAUGAGGAGGACGUCGAUUAUUCUGAAGAAAGAGAGUUGGUAAAUGAUUCCUGCUCUACCAAAGUUUUGGAUAACACAGAUAAUCCUCUGGAUAAAUAUCGCAUCGUGUACUUUUUGUUCUACUUAUUUGGAAUAACAUCUCUUGUUCCCUGGAACUUUUUGAUAACUGCUAAUGAUUACUGGAUGUACAAAUUCCGCGAUGUGGAGCCGCACAAUCUCACCAUGGUUGUGCGUAAGACGCAGUUCCAAGCCCAGUUCACGUCUUACCUCAAUGUGGCCACUGCAAUACCCAACUUGGUGUUCCUCAUCUUGAACUCGCUGUAUGGACAUUUGGUGUCCGUACGGAGUCGUUUGAUCGGUUCGCUGACGGUCAUCACCCUGGCCUUCAUCGUGACCACAUCCCUGGUGAUGGUGGACACAGAUGAAUGGCAGAACACAUUCUUCAUUAUAACUAUGGUCACUGUUGUUAUAAUGACUGCCUCCAGUGCAAUAUUCAUUUCUGGCCUAAUGGGCACAGCCAGCAAGUUCUCCAGAGAAUACAUGGCCGCGGUGAUCAGUGGACAGUCCCUCGGCGGAAUAAUCGCAGCCGUUGCUCAAAUCAUAUCCCUCGCCUUCAAAAUAUCGCCUCAACACAGCGCUCUCAUAUACUUCUGUAUAGCCGACUUUAUGGUCAUUACAUCGCUGAUUUCGUACAUAUUCAUGUAUAAAAUAGACUAUUUUACGCAUCAUGUUUUGCGUGGAAACGGCAUGGUGGCCAAUAGGCAUAGAGAGGCGUAUCUAACGAUAGUUCUGAAGAAGGUGUGGGUGUAUGCGUUUAGUAUAUUCGCUGUGUACGGGAUAACUAUGUGUGUGUAUCCGGCUGUCACUGUGUUGGUGGAAUCUCAUCCUACUACGGCAGGGACUGAUUGGAAUAAUAUAUUCUUCGUGCCAGUGGUCAACUAUCUGAUAUUUAAUUGCGGCGAUUACGGCGGCCGACUCGUGGCAGGCUUCUUGCUGAGGCCAAAUAACCAAUGGGUGAUAGCCGCAGCGAGUGUGUUCCGAAUCAUUGGAGUACCCAUGCUGAUGCUGUGCAACGCUCAGCCCCGCAAGCAUUUACCCGUGGUCUUCCUGUGGGACUAUGAAUAUAUCCUGAUCAUGAUAGUCUUCGCAUUCACUAAUGGAUACUUGACUAAUAUCACUAUGGUCAAUUCUACUAGGGUGGUCGACAUGCACGAACGAGAGAAAGCAUCAUCGAUCAUAGUCACAAUGCUUAGCGUUGGGCUCACAGCUGGCGCCUCUGUUGGCAUGUUACUUGUUAGACUAUUGUAAAUAAAUAUAAUACGGGCUUCUUUAUUACUCAGUCAUGUAAAAAAGGGACUGGAAAUGGUAUAACUGUUCUGAACACGCUUUUAUAAGCUUCACCACCAUGUUUGUAUAACCGAUUAAUUUAGACUCGAUUUUGAACCACUUUAAACGUACAGAUUCAAACUUUGUCCACUUAUCAAGGAUCGGUGAAAAUAUAAUAAUUACAUUAGUUUAUCUUAUUGAAGCGUGAUUUUAGUUUUUUAACUAAGUAUAUUUAUUUGAUCUUACGUGUGAGUAAAGACAAAUAGGUUAACCGCCAUUUUGAAUCACUUUUUUAUUUGGUCGAGCUAUAGCUGUCUCUUUCUUUUGUUUUGCAAAAUGUGAGAUGGCGAUAAUUCGAAGAAUAUUAGCUUAAUGUACCAUGACGUGUUGAUUUGUAUUCGUAUAGUUAUCACUAAACUAUUGUUUUUUCUGAAUACAAAUCAACUUAUACAGGGUGAAUUUUUAACAAUGAAAAAAUUUUAAGGGUAGCUUGUAAAUCGUAGUUCUAUUUGAUGAUUUUAUUUUUUGACAUUUUUUUAAAUUUUUUUUUACGACGUAAGUAAUAUUUUAAACUGUAGACUGUGAAUGUUUAAUACAAAUAUAACUACGAUAUGUAUAAAAAUAUUGUAUUUGAUCUCAUAUUAAUAUUUAUAUGGGUUAUUAAAAAUUUACCCUGUGUUCUGUAAAAUGAUAUCCAUUGUUUUAUAUAAGAAAAGGGCUUAGAAAUACUAAGCUUGUUAGUGACACACUAUUUAAACCAUAAUUUUAAUGCAUAAGCACUUAUUAUUAAGAUUUGAUUUAAAAAAUUAUAUAAAUAUAUAUAAGUACAAAUUGCAUACAAUUAAUCAUUUUAUUUGACUCAUAAAAGUUUUAAAGACAACCUAUUUUUGCAGAUUUUGCACGCAAAAAGAACCUACAAUAAUAAUUAAUUAAUUUAGGAUUCAAAUAAUGCGUACCUAUAUUACAAUAUGUAAUCUAUUUAGCUAGAGCUGUGAGAAAUUUUUUGACAUAUAAAUUUAAAAUCUUGCUAGAAAAAAAAUUAAAUAAAAUUUUUUUGUCUCAAAAAUGACUUUAUUAAAAAAAAAACGUAUUUGGAUACGUUAUAAUUACUCAAUCAAUAGAAA
Colias croceus (clouded yellow) is the source of this 2743-nucleotide messenger RNA. It is a transcript of the gene Ent1, whose product is annotated as equilibrative nucleoside transporter 3. Gene Ontology annotation, molecular function: nucleoside transmembrane transporter activity. Gene Ontology annotation, biological process: nucleoside transmembrane transport. Gene Ontology annotation, cellular component: plasma membrane. The coding region runs from base 243 to 1601 and encodes 452 amino acids. NCBI's taxonomy places the organism in Eukaryota, Metazoa, Arthropoda, Insecta, Lepidoptera, Pieridae. The transcript is spliced from 7 exons. The record is from RefSeq and is a predicted model, not a curated record.